Molecule: messenger RNA, 393 nt
Organism: Exserohilum turcica Et28A
Lineage: Eukaryota; Fungi; Ascomycota; Dothideomycetes; Pleosporales; Pleosporaceae
Exons: 4
Coding region: 1-393 (130 amino acids)
Source: RefSeq, a predicted model, not a curated record
AUGGGUUUCUGGGACAAGAACGAGGACAACUACCAGAAGGUGUACGAGAACGACAACUUUGAGAACCACAAGUCCAGCUUUGGCCAUGAGCUGAUAGCCGGAGGCGCCGCCUUUGCUGGCUUCAAGGCGUUUGAGGACCACCAGCGCAAGGAGGGCAAGCCAGUAUCUCACGCAUUCGCCAAGGAGGUGCUCGCCGGAUUCGCCGGUGCUGAGAUCGACAAGCUUGCCGAGACAAAGGGCGAGGACUGGUUCGACCGCGAGAAGGCGAAGCACGAGGCGAAGAAGCAGGCCGAACAAAUGUACGAUGAGCACUACAUUGACAACCACGGAGCGGACCAGUUCGACCCCAACCAGUACGGCCGCCCAGCACGGUUCGAGCAGCGUGGAUGGUAG